AAAUACCAGCCAACAUGAAUCCUCCAACUCUGUAAUUCUUGUUAAAGAAAGAAAACUUUAUCGACAGAGAGAGAGAGAGGCAGAUGGAAAGUAUAAUGGAAGAAGUGGUGAUCGUCGGCGCCGGAAUAGCAGGCCUGGCGACGGCUCUGGCGCUGAAGCGAGUUGGGAUCCGAGCUCUGGUUCUUGAGAAGGCAGAGUGUCUCAGAACCACCGGAUCCGCACUCAAUCUCUUCCCCAAUGCCUGGAUUGCUCUCGACGCCUUGGGAGUCUCCCACAAGCUCACUCCCCUGUACCCUCCUCUGACCACCGGCUCCAUCACCGAUGUUUCCACCGGCGCCGUUCGGCAAAUUUCUCUCACCGGACCUUUCUCGGGAAAGAGGGAAGGACCCAGACCAGUUCACCGCAAAAAGCUGCUGGAGGCUCUGGCUGAGGAGCUCCCGCCUGAUUCGAUUCGAUUCUCCUCUCAACUCGCUUCCAUAGAAACCGAACAAUUGCAUUCAGCAAAAGACACUGCUUCUCUCGCAGUUGUGCAUUUGAAGGACGGAACCACCAUCAAGUCUAAGGUUCUAAUAGGGUGCGAUGGAUUGCAUUCAGUGGUUGCAGAAUGGCUAGGACUCUCAGCUCCUAUCCACUCAGGCCGAUCCGCGGCUCGUGGGUUAUCGGUUUUCCCACAAGGCCAUGGACUUGGAAGCUCUGUUCAGCAGUUUCUGGAUGUAGGCAAAAGGGCCGGCGUUGUUCCCUUGAAUGAUAAUGAAGUGUAUUGGUUCAUCACUUGCCAAGGAGACCACAGGACAUACGACCCAAGCACAAUCCAAAAGGAGGUACUCGAGCACCAUGCCCCAAACUUCCCGUCAAUCUACCUCGACGUGGUCCGCCACUCCGACCUUUGUUCCCUCUCGUGGGCGCCGCUGAUGCUGAGGAAUCCGUGGAACAUCGUAGUUGGGAACGUGAGCAGAGGGAACGUCACGGUGGUCGGAGAUGCGAUGCACCCGAUGACACCUGAUCUGGGGCAGGGCGGGUGUUGUGCACUCGAGGAUGCGGUGGUUUUGGGGAGGCACAUCGGGAACUCCUUCUUGGCGAAUGGGAAGUCAGUGGUGGCGGAGGAGGUGGCUCGAGCGUUGGGUGCGUACGUGAAGGAGCGGAAGUGGCGGGCGGCGGGGCUGGUGACGGCUUCGUAUGUGUCCGGCUGGGUGCAGCAGAGCGGGAGGAAUUGGUGGAGGCAGCUGCUGAGGGUUGUGUUCUACAGUUACUUGUUUGUUGUGCUUGCUAGGGGUGUCAAUUUUGAUUGCGGGAAGCUUCCGAUUGCGAAGGCUGAGGAAGGGGAAGUGGAGGCGGAGUCGAGUAAGUUGGACUAG
This is a messenger RNA of Linum tenue, 1355 nucleotides long. NCBI's taxonomy places the organism in Eukaryota, Viridiplantae, Streptophyta, Magnoliopsida, Malpighiales, Linaceae. The record is from the annotation of a GenBank genome assembly.